GGCUUCUGUCUCAAUGCAUUUUAAUCCAAUCAACCCACCUCACUCUGUCCUAUGCUCACCUAUAAGAAUGUUUUUUUGGGUGAAAACCAGCUGCUUCUUCCUGCUGAUGUUGGCGUACGGAAUAUAGCAACAGCUCUUCCUUUCAACAUCAUGUGUCCAUGGCUCUCAAGGUCAAAACUGCUGAAAGUAAGGUGAAGGCUCACAGGUUUUUCUCUGGCUGCAUUGCUUCUGACACUUCAGUUUAGAAAUGAAGACAGCGAAAUGGAAUGGAAAAAAAUGAUACCAAGGUUGUUCUGGUGAACCUGUUGAUAUGCAUGGUAGUUUUCUACACUGUGUACUAUGUGGUCCUAUCUGUGUGCUUCGCAGUAUUCAGGAUUAAAAUGUUGGAUGGUUUGGCACCUUUUGAUUUUAAGACAAAUCCCUCGUGGAUUAACCCGUAUUAUUUAGUUCUUGUGAUAUCAUUGGAAAUAACUUUCUUCAUUUGUGGUUUGCUGUUUGCCCUGAUUGUGGAAGAAUGGGUUUGGGAUUAUGCUGUAACAGUUACUAUUAUUCAUAUCAUCAUAACUUCAGUUGUUAUGUCUGAAUUCCCCCUGAUGUUACACUGGUGGCUGGCAUUAGGAUCUGGAGUCAUUUCAAUGAUUUCUGGAGGACAGACUUUGGCAUAUUGCUUGUUCAAAGACAACUUCAUUUACCCAAUUCUAGAUGAUUUUUGAAAAGAAAAAUUAGAACUUGUUUUUAUAUUUAUAUUAAUUCUGUGAUUUGAUUAAUAACAUAAUUAAAAUUAAGUUAGCAACUGACUUUGUAAGGCUAAUGUUUAGCUUACCAGACAUCUUGUAUCUCACACUUGUUUGCAGUGUCAAUGUCACUACUUCUAGCUUUUGUAUGUACAUUUUCCAUUAAGCAGCUAAUUAGACAGGUUAUCUCUUUUUUAAAAAAACAAAUAAACCAUAAGGAGGAUGAGAGUAAUGGUGCAACACUUGCAAAAUCCUACAAGGAAAAGGAAAAAACCAGAUCUGAAUAUAGCGUUUUCAGAGUGCUUGUUAUCUGUUGUAUUUUAUGAAAUGCUGACUCUAAUUUAGGCUGGAAUCUGACCUCUCACAAGCACUGCAAAGCUCUAAAGUCACCCUGUCUGGCAUAAAUCACUGUAGGUUUAAAGCAGACUUUACUGGCAAACCCCUGGCAAAGAAUAAUCUGUGAACAGCACAUAGCUCUGCAUCUCUUCCCGUCUUAAAACUCUCACCUGGAAGCUACCCAAGGAAACAGCAGGCAGACCUGCAAUCCCCAUGUCUGGUUGCUCCCCUUGCUUCCAGGGAUUCCACACACAAAUACUUUCUAGAAUACCUUCAGGCUAUUCUCUCAUUUGCUAAUGAUCCAUUUAUGGUCUGGGGGUGCUGGAAGAAGGAAAAGCAAAUACUACUGACAGCCACUUUUUUACAUAUCCCUUUCUCCCUCCCCCAGCUGCAAGGGGCCAAUGCCAAAGCAUGAGUUUAUGGGCAGUGGUAAUUAAAAACAACAAACAAACCUAAGUAGUGGCUUCAAGUAACUCUUUAUCUCCUUAACCAUAAUGAAAUUGUAACAGGAAAAUUGCUUGAAGGCAACUUCAUCUUAAAUAUGAUACCAGUGAUUUGAUUUCAACUGCACUUUGCUUAGAAGCGCAAGACUGGAUUGCUGUUUGCACAGGAGUGCUAAAUGUUUCAUUUGCCUUAAUCUUACUCAACAGAUGAUGCCUCUGAAGAAUCUGUCCCCUGUUAAUCUAAUUAAACAUCUUAAAAUUUAUUGCAAGUUUUAAAAUUUUCAAUUAAGUUUUAAUACUGAAACUACAUAUACAGUGAGAAGCAUUUUGCCAUUUUGCAGAAGACUCCCAAAAGAAUGAGUUUGUCUCUCAUGAAUGACAGAUAUGGAAGUCAUUUUAGAGAGAAACCAGGUAUGUAAAUCCAUAACACUGAAUAGAUGUAGACUUUACAAGUUGUUCAGCAUAAUAGGCUGUAUACUGAAGCCAGCAGAGAUAAUUCCAGAGAGUGAAUUAACUGACCUGCACUGAUCACUGGUCUGAACCAGGGACUGGUUUUAGUUUGACAGAUUUGUAUCUCCAGAAAUAUUAGUGUGCAGAUAACUAACUGGUAUUAUUUGAAAAAUGUUUGCACUUUUCUUCCAGAUUUGUUUCAGUUCAGAGCUAUAAAAAUGGAUGGGAAGGAAGUACCAUCUAGUGUAAAUUCAUACCUCUGUCCUCGUCCUCACACUGUGUGUGUAGGUUAUGUGCCAUGUGGCAGAACAUGAGUGGAUUAAAUAUAAAGUUAAUCCACAGGUGGAACAAGUUUCUAUUUUUAACCUAACAGGAUUUUCCUCUAUGUGUGUCAGCCCAGCUGCACCUUGUUGUAGCUCUUUUGCCCAGUCCUGACAAUUUAAACUUUUGUUUUCUAUUUAAAAUCUUCAAUCACCAGCAAGAGAUACCUUCAGACUAAUAUGACAAGUGCUUUAGUCCAUGGAUUUCUCCCAAGCAUGUGCAACUAGGCCACUGCUAGCAAAACAAUCACAGCAAGAACUCCAUCAAGGAUUAAAGCCUUAGUCCAGCUAUUAGAGUUAAUAGCUUUUUGCAUUGCUUGCAGAUACAAAAUGGUGAGACAAUUUCAGCAUUAUUUCUUUCAUCUCUUCCAUCACUUUUAUGUUGAGCACCAAUGAUAAAUGUUACACAUAAUGUUUAAAGUGUAGAGAAAGUUCAUAUUAUACAAAUAAAUAUUUAUCAGGUAAGCAGUAUGCGCUACACUUGUGUGGACAUUACCUGGUUAGAAGCCUUCAAAGAUAAUAUCUAAUACUGUGUGGUCUCUAACUGAUACACCAAAAGAGUACUUUUGAAUAUGACAAACCUGGCUGUUUCUGGAACAACAACAAAGUGACCCACCUGAGCAAUUUGCAUGUGACUAAUUGAUAACAGUAAAAACACAGGUGGGAAAGAAGAGCUGCUGGAGGAAAAGAAGCGCGUCGUAUGUUUCGCAACAGACCUGCCAAAGACUACAAGAAAAGACCGCUACAGAAAGCAGAAGGAAAACAGAGAAAACAGCAACAGGGAUAUGUGUUUGAAAAAAAUGUCACAAUGAAAGCAAGAAACAAGAAGACAUAAAUAGUAAAUAUUAGUGAAAGAAGUAAAAAUCUACAGAUUGAACUUGUAGCAUUGGAGUCUCGUGACAUGAGACUUGUAUGUCAGUUGGAUGCCGCAAUCUUUUCUGCUGUAUACAUGAUUUUAGAAAAGGUGGGCUCCACAUCUAUAGUUACAACUAUAAUCUGUGAUGUUGUGCCUGGGGCUUCUGACCCAGGAUUUUCAGAAUUCUUUGCUCUCUGCCUCAGCCAGGCACAGGAAUAUUGUCUAAUUUAGUUGGUGUGGGAUCGAUGUUGUUAUUUAACGCCUUGUAUGCCGUCUAGUAGUCACAAGUUUGCACAGAUAUCUGUGGGGGUGUAAACAGUCUAGAAAACAUUACAAGCAGGUGGAGGCUUUAUCUACUCCCAGGCAGAGUUUGCAGGGAAGAAGGUUAGAAGUUGCAAACAUUAGGUACAGAAAUCAAUGGAACAGUACACAAAUGGCAUAGCUUAAUAAUACCAUACUUAAAGUAAUUUUAAGAUUUUUUUUUCAGAGGGAAGAAACUCCCUUUCAUUGUAUCCAACCACCUACUAAGACUCCUCAGUUCAGCCCUCUCUCUAAAUGGCUCUGCAUUCAUUCUUGUUCCAAAUGGUGGAAUUUCUUAUAACAAAAAACAUGAGUGAAAUGUGAGGGUUUUGGAGAUUCUAAGCUUGUAUUCCUAUGCUAAUAGCACUGCAUUCAGUGUAAUGUCAGAGUUCAAACCAAUUCAGAAAGUUGUUCUGGGACCAACAAACUAACUCAAAUUUGUAAAAUCAGCCAAAUACUGAACUGUGGAGUACAAAAUAUGUAAUGAUUUUUAGUUGGCAUUUUUGUAAAAAUAUGGGUUUAAAUACUUCUCAUUUCCUAGUGAAGCAGAGAGCUGGUUAUUCAAACUAAGCCUGUCAUUUUUCCAGCUCUGGAAAUUGCUUGAUCAACAUUUCCAUCUCUUUUUUAUUCAAACUUUUAAAAGCAAGCAAAACAAAACCCUACAGUACUCACUAUUUCUGUAUUCCUAAAAAUACCAACAACUACUGCACCAAUAAAUACAGAAAACACAGUAUGCAUAAUACUAGAUCACCAGCAAUGAGUGGCUGAGUCACCUGCACUGGAGUCUCCUGCAUUGGAUAUUCAGGCACAGGAUUCCUGUAGCCUGUAGUCUCUUGAUUAGAAACGGCCAUCAUAACCCAGUGAGCUUCAUUAAACUGAGAGAGCAUGUGAAAACCUUACCUAUUCCUCAUCCUGUCAUCUGCUAUGUAUGUUGUCACACCAUAAAGUUAGAUCUUCGUUAAUCUCCGUGGGUAUUUAAAGCUCUAUUUAAAUAUUUUGUAUCCUCCAAAUGUGACUGACUGAGAAUAUUUAUUUCUUGGCUUAAGAUCCUGUGUAAUGAUCCAUCUGCUCGGUAAUGGCUAAUACCCUAAUCUCUUCUUUUUGUGAGCUAAUCAAGGUCCCAGACAGCAUGCAGUCUCAUUAGAUGUCAGAGAGGAUAAAGGUCUUAGGAAUGGUUAUAAAAUUUGAUGGUUUAAUUAAUACCUUUAUUAUUGGCUUUAAACCUUUUAGUGUGAGGCUAUGAUUUUAAGAUGCAGACCCGUGUCCCAGCCUCUCCUCUGCUUAGGGAGAAUGAUAUGGAUCCCUUUAGAGUCCCUCUUCAGGUGCACUAGGAUAAUUAUGCCUAUGCUGUAGGGCAGGCAUGCUCUGUGAAGGACUUACAUCCUACUUCAUCCAUUCUCCAUGAAGAGGACCGAAUUACUACCUUGCAGUCAUCUCCCAGUUCACACACUCUGGUUUCCUCUGCCUACAAGGGUGAAAGAAGGGAAAGAUGUGUGCUUGGAUGACAUCCUGACAUAGCUGUGGCAUGGCAUUGGCUUGGACUGGGAAUUUGGGAAGCAAAACUAGGACACCAACUAUGGACAACCAAAAUCUGAUGAAAGGCCUUGGCCCCAAUCUUUAAAGGUUGCCUACGCCUAGAAAACAGUCACAAUCAAAUACGAUGGUUAAUUGGCGCCUGUAAGAAGUAUGCAAGGUACUUUCAGUCUCUUGCUGUCAUUGUCCUGAAUCCAAGAUAGUCACAGCCUGGGCAUUACUUUUCAGUAUUUUCCAAUGAAAAUAAAUCCUAAUAUGAGAUUA
This is a messenger RNA of Falco peregrinus (peregrine falcon), 5236 nucleotides long. It is a transcript of the gene TMEM244, whose product is annotated as transmembrane protein 244. The coding region runs from base 267 to 713 and encodes 148 amino acids. The transcript has 7 exons. The record is from RefSeq and is a predicted model, not a curated record. Lineage: Eukaryota; Metazoa; Chordata; Aves; Falconiformes; Falconidae.